AUGGAAUCGGUCGAGCUUGAUAACUGGUCCUUAAUUUGGGACAGGACAAACGAAUGGAUUCAACUAAGAGGAAUCCAGGGCGAGUACGAAAUCGAGACGACGCCAGUUGAAUCUGCACAUGGAAGUCAUAUCAUCAGGACUGGAAAUACAGAGUAUACGCUGGGGGAUCCAAGCAAGAACGCUGAAGACUGGCUGGUCCCGGACGAUAUUCGACGGCGAUUCAUAAAAGAGGGAUUUCCGAAAGAGUGGGUCGCCAUCAUCGUUGGUCUGCAAGAACGCCGCGUCACUCGCCACACGCCGAAAAGAGAAACCGGCCGUCGUCAGCAACGAGAAGAACUCGACACAAGACGAAUCGGCUUGUCUGCAAUCGAGCGAGAACGAGCGCACAAGUUGGAGAAGAUCAGAGCGUUGCAGAAAAUGGACAGCCAUGAUGGAAGAUCUCCUCUGGUGAACAUUCCCAAGCCGAGGAAGCGAGUCGCUAAGAAAGUUCCCGUCAAAAAAGCUGCCCCGAAAAAGACGAGCGCGGUCAAAAGUGUCGAAAAGAAGAAAAAGAAGCCCACUACAAAAAAAAAUGAUUCGCCUGAAGCUGACGCUAAAGAAGAGGAAAAGGAGAACACUGAGACGACUCCUGUGCCCAAGAAAACGCGUGGGAGGAAAACUUCCGUGAAGAAAGUUGUGGCUGCUCCGAAACCGAAGAGUUCUAGCAGAGCCAAAAGUGCAGGGGCGAAAAAACGCACUCGGAAAAACUCGAGUAAUGAGGAGAAGAUCGCAGCUGAAAAGGAGGGGAGAGAGAAUGCACCGUCGCCAGCGAAGAAGGCCAGAAAACCGAGAUCAAAGAGCGCGCCGGCGAAGAAGAAUGCGAGAAAAAAAGAUGUUGGAAGUAAAAAGACGCCGAAAAAGACUGCGAAGGAAAAGGAGAAAGAAUCGACGGAUCCUUUGCUUUCGCCUGAUCGUCCUGCUGGGCAAAUGACGGCAGCACUACGGCUGGAAGGUCUGCCAACGCCGACCUUCAAAACUAACGAAAAGAAAAAAGCGAAAGCUAAGGCGCCAACCCAAAAAGAAAAACGAGAGCGUCUUCAGCGACUUAACGAGUUAAACAAGGUUGAAAAGCAGGUGAUCACGCCCGUGCGAAAGCCAAAGGACUUUGUACCAGAGUGUGAGUCUGACGAGCGCUUUGGCAGUCCUCAAGUCGGCGGCAAAGAAAACCAUGACCCAUUUUCGACGCCUGCUGCGAACCGCGGUAAUCCAAAUCGAGGCUUUCAGACUCCAGCGAUGGGCGCUUUUGCGACGCCCGGUGCGAGCUCAUCAGCUGGCUCUCCUUCAGGCUUCAGAUUCCAAACACCAGGCGACGUGGACUUGAACACAUCGAAAAAGUUCACGAGAACUCCUACCGCAAACAUUUCCAAAAAACAAGCAGCAGAUCGAGUUCGAAAUGCAGAAUUCAUCAGAAAAGAAAUGGAGAGAAAAGGUCUGGAAGAAGACCUGUUUGACGUCAAAAAGGGCAAAAAGCGCCGCGGACUUUCGAAAAAAGACCGAGUCGAGAUGAGCGCUCUUCUUCCCGUCGAGGAAGCAGGCCCGGACGAGGACGAAACUGAUGAAUAUUUCUAA
Oikopleura dioica is the source of this 1608-nucleotide messenger RNA. NCBI's taxonomy places the organism in Eukaryota, Metazoa, Chordata, Appendicularia, Copelata, Oikopleuridae. The record is from the annotation of a GenBank genome assembly.